CACACAUAGACACACACUGACACACACACACUGACACACACACACACUGACACACAUUGACACUGAGCCUUCCUUCUGUGCUGCUGCUGCUUCUGCUGCUGGGGAGCUGGGAUCUUAUCAUUCAUUCCCUCUUCCACAAACACUGCAGCUCAGCAAAGGACAGGCACCCUGUGUAAUUACACACACAGCCCAUAGCACCCUGCAAUGGCACCUUCUUCUACAUAAGGGGACCCUGCUUCACCUGCACAAGGAAAAGCGAGGAGGACUCUCGUCUGGUUUCCUUAUCACUUGCCGAAAGGGGCUCGAGGAGGAGCCUGUGUUGUUUCUGCCCGUUUUGUGGGGAUUGGACGUGCGACAAGCGAGCGCUGCCACAGCAAUUCAGGAGUGGGAAGCGGCGGUGGAGGGAACCCUAAAAAGUCAAUGACAGGAUCUAGGGGACACCAGGACAAUUCAGUUCUUUUUAUCUGUGGGGCUGCCGUUUUGGUGUCUUUGCUGGAGCUGAGCUGUGGGAUCUAGCGUUGGAUAUAUAUUCUUUUAUUUCUGCCUGUGUUGUCUGUGCGAUUGUGUCGCUUCUCCGACCCCAGGAUGUUUCUCAGGCUGCUCUCCUGCUGCUGCUGGAUCCUCUGCAGCCUCCGCUUCUCCUGGGCAUCAAGGAACGACAAAUGUGGAGAUACAAUAAAGAUCACAAAUCCCAGCUACCUUACAUCUACUGGGUACCCUCAUUCAUAUCAGCCAUCGCAGAGAUGUGAAUGGUUAAUUCAGGCCCCAGAACAAUAUCAGCGCAUCAUGAUCAACUUCAACCCUCACUUUGACUUGGAAGACAGGGAGUGCAAAUAUGACUAUGUAGAAGUGAUUGACGGGGACAAUGCCAAUGGUCAGUUAUUAGGAAAAUACUGCGGAAAGAUUGCUCCUUCCCCCCUAGUCUCCACUGGACCUUCUAUCUUCAUCCGCUUUGUCUCUGACUACGAAACCCACGGAGCUGGAUUUUCAAUCCGCUAUGAAGUUUUCAAAACAGGUCCGGAAUGUUCCAGAAAUUUUACAUCUUCCAGUGGAGUGAUAAAGUCUCCGAAAUAUCCGGAGAAAUACCCAAACGCUUUGGAAUGUACAUACAUCAUCUUUGCACCCAAGAUGCAAGAAAUUGUACUGGAAUUUGAAAGCUUUGAAUUAGAGGCCGAUUCCAAUGCACCAGGGGGACAGACGUGCAGAUAUGACUGGCUGGGAAUUUGGGAUGGAUUCCCAGGUGUUGGCCCUCACAUUGGCCGUUACUGUGGACAGAACACCCCGGGCCGCGUUCGAUCCUCCACUGGGAUCCUCUCGAUGAUCUUUCACACAGACAGUGCAAUAGCGAAGGAAGGAUUUUUCGCAAACUUCAGUGUUGUUCAGAGUAACAUCGAUGAAGGUUUUCAGUGCAAAGAACCCCUCGGCAUGGAAUCAGGGGAAAUUCAUUUCGACCAAAUCUCCGUUUCUUCCCAGUACAGCAUGAACUGGUCUGCAGAGAGGUCACGACUGAAUUACGUAGAGAAUGGAUGGACUCCAGGCGAGGAUACAGUCAAAGAAUGGAUACAGGUAGAUCUGGAAAACCUUCGCUUUGUGUCUGGAAUAGGGACCCAGGGAGCCAUCUCCAAAGAAACCAAGAAAAAGUACUUUGUAAAAACCUACAAGGUUGACAUUAGCUCCAACGGGGAAGACUGGAUUACCCUGAAAGAUGGAAACAAACAUCUGGUUUUUCCGGGGAACACCGACGCCACGUAUGUAGUCUACCGACCGUUCCCUAAGCCUGUUCUCACUCGCUUUAUUAGAAUCCGACCGGUUACAUGGGAAAAUGGAAUAUCACUGAGAUUUGAACUCUAUGGCUGCAAAAUUACAGAUUAUCCAUGUUCUAGAAUGCUGGGCAUGGUGUCCGGACUUAUAUCUGACUCUCAGAUAACAGCAUCUAGCCAGGUGGAUCGCAAUUGGGUUCCUGAACUUGCUCGUCUUGUAACAAGCCGCUCGGGCUGGGCAUUGCCACCUUCAAACACGCAUCCCUAUACCAAGGAAUGGCUUCAGAUUGACCUUGCAGAAGAGAAAAUUGUGCGCGGGGUCAUCAUCCAAGGAGGAAAGCAUAAGGAAAACAAAGUGUUUAUGAGAAAGUUCAAAAUUGGAUACAGUAAUAAUGGGACAGAGUGGGAAAUGGUCAUGGAUUCCAGCAGGAACAAGCCAAAGACCUUUGAGGGCAAUAUAAAUUAUGACACUCCUGAACUACGGACCUUUGCAGCCAUUACAACUCGCUUUAUUCGCAUAAUUCCUGAACGAGCAUCAGUAUCAGGACUGGGUCUGCGUCUGGAGCUGUUGGGCUGCGAAGUGGAAACACCUACAUCCAUACCUACUACCCCUGAGGUCAACGGAGGGGACGAAUGUGAGGAUGACCUGGCAAAUUGCCACAGUGGCACAGACGAGGGCUUUAAACUAACAGUUGGUGCCACUGCGCAGAGUACAGAGACACCAACAGUGGAAGCCAGCCCUGAGGAACCAGACAUGACACACAGUGACGUAGACUGCAAGUUUGGCUGGGGAUCACAGAAGACCCUCUGUAACUGGGAACACGACAGCUCAGGCCUAAAGUGGGCGGUGCUCAACAGCAAAACAGGACCGGUGCAGGAUCAUACAGGAGACGGCAAUUUCAUUUACUCUGAAGCGGAUGAAAAACACGAAGGCAGAGCUGCCCGACUGAUGAGCCCGGUGGUCUCCUCGGCUCGAUCUGCUCAUUGCAUGACUUUCUGGUACCACAUGGAAGGAUCCCACGUUGGGACCUUGAGUAUCAAGCUCAAGUACGAGAUGGAAGAAGACUUUGACCAGACGUUGUGGACGGUCAGCGGAAACCAAGGGGAUCAGUGGAAAGAAGCUCGCGUUCUUCUGCACAAAACCAUGAAACAGUAUCGGGUUAUAGUGGAGGGAACUGUCGGCAAAGGUAGCGCUGGUGGGAUUGCGGUGGAUGACAUCAUUAUUGCCAACAAUAUUUCCCCUUCACAUUGCAGAGCUCCAGAAAUAGAUGAUUCUGCCAAUAAAAUUGGAGAAGAGGAUUCUGAAAUUGAUAAAACAGGAUCCACACCCAAUUACGCUCUAAAUGAGUUCAAUGAGAGCAUCUCUAAGAAGCCAGGCAAUGUGCUGAAGACAUUAGACCCAAUUCUCAUCACCAUAAUAGCAAUGAGCGCUUUGGGAGUACUUUUAGGAGCAAUCUGCGGCGUAGUCCUUUAUUGUGCCUGUUGGCACAACGGGAUGUCGGACAGAAACUUAUCUGCGUUAGAAAAUUACAAUUUUGAACUUGUGGAUGGCGUCAAGUUAAAAAAGGACAAGUUAAACACACAGAACUCAUAUUCAGAAGCAUGAAGCUAUAGGAGUAGUAUGGUUUUUUCGCCGACACAUUAGAAAAGACUUCAGUCCAUUGGUAUUGAGAGCCAAUGAUCUCUUACUGUUCAGGCUAUAAAGUGCGUUGGAGGGACGUGAAGCCAAGCUUUUCUCAGGAGCUUCAGUGAAUAUACCUGCUAACUACGGACGUAUAUACAAUCUGAAUCAUUGUACAGUUGGCAUUUCUGUUUUCGUUUUUGUUCUGAAUAAUCCAAUGCUGGUGUUGAGACCAAUUAUGAUCGAUUUUAUGGUUUGUAAUCUAUGUUCUGUUCUGUUCCCCCCUUCCCCCGCUAUGGAUCACUGAAUAACUUGGGUGGGGUUCUUUGGACAGAUUUACGAUCUUGUGUAUAUCUGCACCCACAAUACCAUUGGACAUGCAGCACGGAGGUUUCUCCAUGUCUUGUGCAUAUCUGUUUGUGCUGUGUAUAAAGCAACAAUGGGUCAGGGAAACCCAACGACCACUAUAAUAACUCAGACUUUUUUUCCCUUAUUUGAAUUUUCAAGCAAAGCUCUACUUUAUUGUUGCUUAAGGUGUUGUUCCGCAAGCAAAUUGCUUAAACCGUCUAUACGACCCAUGCACCGCCAUCCCAUACAAGUGGCAAUAGAGGGGCCCUGGCUGCCCUUACGGAAAUGUUACUGGCACUGGUUAGUGGAUGUCCUCUCAAGUGCCUUUUUUCUGUUCCUAUUGGGUUUUGACUGUGUGUGUUUUUCACCGAUUCCAACAAGGUUUUUUUCUUACAAAGCCCAAAUCUGGAACUGUAUUACAGUGGCUGGAAAAGAAAAUGUACUUUUUUUUUCUUUUUUUUUUUUUCGGAGGGGAUGGGCUUGGCCUCUAAGAAGACAUGGCCUAAACCAGUUCUGCCAACGUGGCUGAUGAGUUUAAUUCUGAGCAUAUUUUUUUGUCUGUUGGUGAGUUUUAUUGUAAAAAGCUGCAAUAUCCUAUUUUUAUUUUUUUGGUUUGUUCUUCUCCGUAGAAUGUAUUUAACAAUCAAUACUCGCUCAGAGUAGAGUAGAGUAAAAAGCAUUUGCCAUGGUGAAGUAGGCCGAAUGCCGCUUUCUUGCUGGGAAAAGACAAAGGAAGAAAAAGGCCUGAAGAAGGGAAAAUUCUAGCACUUUCCCUACAAAGUUUAACUUUGGUUUCUAUUAGGACGUUGGAAGACGCAGUAUCAUUUUUCCUAUUUAUCAAAAUGUAAAAAAAAAUUUAAAAAAAUCGGGGCUUGGAACAAGAAUCCAAUUCAUGCGUUUAAACAAUGAAAUAAAAAGCCCAUAGGCAUGAAAUGUCAUGCUGCCUUGCAACUAUUAUCCCCUUUAGUAAUUUGAAGACACUUCAACCUUUGAUGUUGGGUUUUGCCAACCACAUCCGCAAUUUAGUUUAAUUUAUUAUGGUCAGUCGAGAAGAGUAUGUACAACAGAGAUGUGCGUGGGAUACAGAGCAGCUACCGGGAACAGUUCCUUCCAACAUUCCCCUGUAAAUUGGGCUGCAGAAAUUUCAUCACAGCCUAUGCAAUGUUAAACUUAUAAAGCAUUCUUAUUCCAUUACAUAUUUCUUAGUUUGAACAUUAUGCAGAAUGCUGGGAGGGCUGCAGGCUGCCCAGGUAUGCAGUAGACCAUUAAACCAUAGUAUAUGCCCAACAGUGGUCCUCGUCUUUAUAAUAAGAUGACCAGAGCCUUUGGUGUUCUACAAAAGCCACUUAGCAAGGCUGAACUGAUUUAAUUUAAUUUAAAUGCAAUCAGUUUCCAAUCAGUGCAGCCCAGCUAACUGCAUUUUAUAGAAGCAUCCCUAACCCCACUGGUGAUCUGGUCACCAUAUUCUAUAGCUGUCUCUCCUAGAUAGUAGGAAACGUUAAAGGAUGCCCAACCCAACAAGAGGGUACAUAUUUGAGCUUAUUGGUUGUAUGGAGUUGGGGAUUUCAUCCUAUCACCUGGCCGUCCUUUUGGGUAGAGAAAAUAUGUGGCCCCAUAAGCAAAUGGAAGGAUUCCCCAUAGACAAAAAAUUGCAAGAAGCUCUGUUCUUCUGCGUAGAGAAUAUAUGUGGCUCCAUUAGAGAGAAGCUUGCACCAAAUAGAAGGUGUUCUUGUAGUUGUUGUCUUUGGAGAAUGUACAAGUGUAGUACCUCAACCAUAGUAAGCAAUAUGGCUGCUGCUACAACUGCCUUUGCUCUUAAGAAUUAUCCUUUGGACACUUUGCUGUUCUCUUAUACAAUGAUAUCUAUUAAUGAGAGACAUUUAGUUGGAGAGAAGCAAGAAUGAUCAAGGGAUAAAGAAGAAAUGGUGCUAUUUUCUGAUCAAUGUCAUAUGAUCAUUUGAACGCAAAUAUUACAAAUACUGUGAGCAGGCCUCUGCCUAUUUUUAGCUGGGGUAAGUUUACGCCCUUAAAUAAAACUACCCUUAUUUAAUUCAUAUCUUCUUAAAUGGUGAUUAAGAUAAGGGCACAUACAGUACAUUCCAUCUAUGGUUCAUAUAACUAGGCUACUGCUGGAUACAACAUUUUCUAGUAUUUUCAACAAGAAUCCAUCAAAAAGUCCUGAAUUGCCGAGAAAGUUGGGGUGUUGUCUUGUUUGUAGUUCUAUUUAAUGUAACAUAUCACCCAGGAAGAUUAGUAGCUGCUAUUUGUAGCUGCCUAGAAACUCAAGCAAGUCAUUCGAUUUUAUCACACUGUGACUUCAGCCAUGUCGAAUUUGCACGAAUGAGAGUAAAACACAGGAAAAACGAUACUGCGUCUUCUAAAAACCCGAAAGAAAGGAAUCUUGCACUGAAAUCUAUAUUUAAAGUUAUAUGUUGAUAAAAGUUAUUAACCCCUUUGCUGCCAUAGGGUCCAGCCUUACAUACAUUGAGAUGCAUCGCUGAGCCCUUUGGCAGCAAAGAGGAUCUUUUGUAAAGGCAGUGUUAAACGGAAAACAAAAAUGGUUCAUUUAUAUUGUUUUAGAUUGUUUCAUAAUUUUUUAAAAAUGUAAAAAAUAAUGUUUUGGUUUUUUUUCCUUUUUCAAAAACCUAUUAAAAAAAAUCUUUUCCUUGUAGUAAAAUGAUUUCAUUUUACUUGUAUGUUAUUAUUGCUUCAUGUUUUGUACCAUCAUGAGAAUUUGUGCAAAUUUUUUUACAGAAAUUUUUAUUUUCUAUUGACAAUAUGACACUUGUAAAUUUGUUGUUUUGGAAUGAACAGCGAAGCCUUAACUUUGAAAGACAUUUGUAUUCUCGGACAUAGAAUUGCAUAAGAUCACACACGUUAAUACCGAAUUGUAACUCAAACCCCAAUCUAUGACUACUACAUUCCAAAGAUACAGUUGAAAUAAACAUUUUCAUAAGAUAUUGUAUACAA
Messenger RNA from Xenopus laevis (African clawed frog), 6699 nucleotides. RefSeq names its product neuropilin-1-like. The record is from RefSeq and is a predicted model, not a curated record. The coding region runs from base 586 to 3366 and encodes 926 amino acids. The transcript is spliced from 18 exons. Lineage: Eukaryota; Metazoa; Chordata; Amphibia; Anura; Pipidae.